This is a messenger RNA of Thalassophryne amazonica, 1585 nucleotides long. It is a transcript of the gene mthfd2, whose product is annotated as methylenetetrahydrofolate dehydrogenase (NADP+ dependent) 2, methenyltetrahydrofolate cyclohydrolase. Gene Ontology annotation, molecular function: methenyltetrahydrofolate cyclohydrolase activity; methylenetetrahydrofolate dehydrogenase (NADP+) activity; methylenetetrahydrofolate dehydrogenase (NAD+) activity. Bases 102 to 1118 code for a protein of 338 amino acids. Gene Ontology annotation, cellular component: mitochondrion. Gene Ontology annotation, biological process: tetrahydrofolate interconversion. The record is from RefSeq and is a predicted model, not a curated record. NCBI's taxonomy places the organism in Eukaryota, Metazoa, Chordata, Actinopteri, Batrachoidiformes, Batrachoididae. The transcript has 8 exons.
GGGUUAUAAAGGCUCACAGACGGUACCGUUACGGUUGUCCUUCUGCCGGUCUUGGUGGUGGUUUGUGUUGGUUUUUCCAUUUCUUUCUUCACCUGGGUAGGAUGGCAGCAGUCAGGACUCUCAGGAAAUUGUGUCAACAUUCCCAGCAUCAAGUCUGUAAAGUACACACGUCUGCAUCAAGGCAUGAAGCAGUGGUUAUCUCAGGAAAGAAACUAGCACAGCAGAUUCGGGAUGAGGUCCGAGGUGACGUGGAGAAAUGGAUCUCUGCUGGCAACAGGAGGCCCCAUCUGAGUGUGAUUCUUGUUGGAGACAACCCAGCUAGUCACUCCUACGUCUUGAAUAAGACACGGGCUGCAGCUGAUAUUGGAAUAUCCAGUGAGACAAUCCUUAAACAUUCAGACAUCAGUGAGGAGGCACUAUUGGACCUGAUCUAUAAAAUCAACUCAGACCCCAGUGUGGAUGGACUACUGGUCCAGCUGCCUCUGCCAGACCACAUUGACGAGCGUGUAGUCUGUAAUGCAGUUUCUCCUACUAAGGAUGUGGAUGGCUUUCACGUCGUCAAUGUAGGCCGCAUGUGCCUCGAUCAGUCCACCAUGCUGCCUGCCACACCCUGGGGAGUGUGGGAAAUUAUUAAACGCACCGGUAUUCCAACCAUUGGGAAAAAUGUAGUGGUGGCAGGCCGCUCAAAAAAUGUGGGCAUGCCCAUUGCCAUGUUGCUGCAUACAGACGGACGUCACGAGAGGCCUGGAGGUGAUGCUACAGUUACAAUCUCUCACCGUUACACUCCAAAAGAGCAGCUUCAGCAGCACACAAAAAUGGCUGACAUAGUUGUGGCUGCUGCAGGGAUUCCGAGCCUCAUCACUGCAGACAUGAUCAAAGAGGGAGCAGCCGUCAUUGAUGUUGGAAUAAACAGAGUGCACGAUCCACUCACUGGCAAAGACAAACUGGUUGGAGAUGUGGAUUUUGAAGGUGUGAGGAAAAAGGCCGGUUUCAUCACCCCGGUGCCUGGAGGUGUGGGGCCUAUGACUGUGGCGAUGCUUAUGAAGAACACUAUCAAAGCUGCAAAGAACGUUCUGCUGUAUCCCUCUGAAAGGAUUUGCCUGGCAGUGGCAUCUUAAUGAAUCGGGAAAGUUCCAGGAGCAGUGGCACAUUCCAACCUCCAUCCACCUUUAUUGUAUUGAUCCAGAGCAAGCUGACUCCCUCGCUUGCACACAGACUGGAGACAUGACGGCUUUAAGGCGCUCUGCCUGCUGCUGUCGUCACCUUUCCUCAUCUGCCAUGUCAGACUGCAUACACUCAUCAAAGAGCAUGUUUUAAAGAAAUGCUUUACACGCUAUCAUUUGCAAAGCAUUUCUGUGAUAUUUUUAGUUUUCAGUAUUCUUGCAACACUGCUAUUUAUUUAUUGCAGCAGUAACAUAUUUAAACACAAAUUGAGAAGGAUUAAAAGACUGCAGUUAUGCCUGGCUUGUUACAGGCUGAGGGUGUUAAGGGCUAACCGCAUCAGGAACAAAUGUUUUAUCAGUGUACAAGCUUUAAAGAGCCAAAAUUGCCUUUGUACAAAUUUUAAAAUAAAUAUUACAAAUGU